AUGAUCUUUACUGGGGCUGUACCCUUCAACGUCGCUGUUCCAGACAACCUCACUGUGCCACAGUUAAUCCUCGACGAUCUGACCAGGCAUCCUACAAGACCUCGUAGACCGAAAGACGUGCCUUGCCUCAUCGAUGAGGACACGGGUGCAUCCAUCUCGCUCGCCGAGAUGAUUACACGCACGGACGCAUUCGCGAGAGCUAUGCAUUCGAUCUGGCACAUAGGACCGGAUGACGUUGUCGCGUUAUGUGCGCCUAAUCAUAUAGACUAUGGCAUCGCGAUUUGGGCAGCACAUCGGCUGGGUGCUGCAGUCGCUCUGAUCAGCCAAUCGGUGACGUGCUCCGAGCUAGAGUACCAAUUGCGCAUCGUCAAGCCCUCUUUAAUCAUAGCCCACGCGGACAACGUCCAUAUCGCUUGUGAAGCAGCGACUUUGGUCAACGUGCCUCAUUCUUCUGUCAUAGUACUCGGCGCGCAGAACGCACUGCACCAAUCUGUGGAGUCCGCAGAUGAUAUCAUCGAGAGAGGGUUGGGCAUGCCACCAAUGGAUGAACAUCACCUGAAACCUGGUGAAGCACGGAACAAGAUCGCAUUCCUCUUGUUCUCGUCGGGAACGAUGGGAAAGCCGAAGGCUGUCGCUGUUUCCCACUACAACAUGAUCUGUAUCGUGAUCCAAACUGCUGUCUUCAAUAGUUGGAACGAAGAAAACGUACCUGUGCAGGACAGAAGGUACCGUCCAGGAGACAGAUGCGCAUCUGUGGUGCCGUUCUAUCAUACAUAUGGUCUGGUGGCGAACCUACUUUUCGCCAUAUAUGGCGCCAUGACCAUCAUCGUCAGCUCGAAGUUCCAUUACGAAAAGCUGCUGCAAAGCAUUGAACGCUAUCGCAUUACCCAUCUAUUCCUGGUGCCUCCUCAGCAUCCGGCCACGGCCAAGUACGACCUGUCGAGUUUGCAUUAUUGCGUGGUGGCAGCCGCGCCACUGUCAGCCGAGGUCACGUCUCAAUUCUUGGCGGUAUUGCCCAAGAUUCAAGUAGGGCAACUAUAUGGCCUGACAGAGACAUGUGCGAUUACAACGUCUCCCACCUCGCAGAAGGUCGGUACUCCGGGAAGCGCAGGUCAGCUCGUAUGCGGUACCCUCGCGAAGGUGGUCAAGCCGGACGGAACACUCGCAGGCUACAAUGAGCCGGGAGAGCUGCAUGUCAGCGGCGGACAAAUUACAUUGGGCUACUAUGGAGAUGAGGCAGCGACGCGGGAGAGCUUCGUAGAUGGGUGGUUCCGUACCGGUGACGAAGUCAUCAUCCACGAAAAUGGUGACAUGUUCAUUAGUGACCGAAUCAAGGAACUCAUCAAGGUCAAAGGACAUCAGGUGCCGCCCUCGGAACUGGAGGGACACCUUCUCGAUCAUCCUAGCAUUGCCGAUGCUGCCGUUAUCGGAAUACCGGAUGACUAUGCUGGAGAAGUUCCCCUCGCGUAUGUUGUUCUCCGACCGGAAGUGGCAGAUGCGGUACGGAAAGACCCGGAUGUAGCAGCACAAGUGCAAUCCAGCAUUCACAAGCAUGUGUCCGAUGCAAAGUCGGAAUACAAAUGGCUCAAAGGCGGGAUCGAGUUCGUCGACUCCCUUCCCAAGAGUCCCAGUGGAAAGAUCCUGCGACGCUUGCUCCGUGAGCGUGCGGCCGCCACCCGUGUGCCCCGCUCUCGUCUGUGA
Laetiporus sulphureus 93-53 is the source of this 1701-nucleotide messenger RNA. RefSeq names its product phenylacetyl-CoA ligase. NCBI's taxonomy places the organism in Eukaryota, Fungi, Basidiomycota, Agaricomycetes, Polyporales, Laetiporaceae. Gene Ontology annotation, biological process: secondary metabolic process. The transcript is spliced from 20 exons. The record is from RefSeq and is a predicted model, not a curated record. The coding region runs from base 1 to 1701 and encodes 566 amino acids. Gene Ontology annotation, molecular function: CoA-ligase activity.